AUGAAUAAUAAUUCAAAAAAUUCAUCAUUAAAGUUUUCAAUCGAUAACAUCAUAAAUGGUAAUAUCGGACACAAUGAAGACCAGGACAUCAAACAGCCGCCGUCAUCACAUAAUUCUUCGCCAAUUUCUUGGCCAUCGCUAUCAUCUUAUGGACUAAAUGAUGAUAUGCAGCCAAAUUGUAUUGAUUUUCUAAAUUAUUGCCAAUACUUUCAACAAUUGUGCGAUUAUAAGGAACGGGAGAAAACAACAAUAAUUGGUAGUAGUCUUCAUCAUAAUCAUCAUCAUCAGCAUCGGGACAAUUGUGAAGCAAAUAGAAGUUCAUCGUUGGACACAAUCAGAAGAUUUCGCAAACCAAGUAUUGAACGUAAGCCACGACAGGCCUAUAAUACCAAACAAUUGGAAAGACUUGAAAAUGAGUUUCAGAAUGAUAAGUACCUGAGUGUAAGCAAACGCAUGGAGCUAUCAAUUGCUCUAAAUUUAACAGAAGUUCAGAUUAAGACAUGGUUUCAAAACAGACGGACUAAAUGGAAGAAACAGAUGAAUAUUUAUGAGACUAACAACAACUCUGCAGCUAUUAUUGGCGGCAAACAUACCAACGAUAGUAUUGCACAUUCAUUAAGACACUGUUUGAUCUGA
Messenger RNA from Oppia nitens, 636 nucleotides. RefSeq names its product barH-like 2 homeobox protein. The transcript is spliced from 4 exons. The coding region runs from base 1 to 636 and encodes 211 amino acids. Gene Ontology annotation, biological process: regulation of DNA-templated transcription. NCBI's taxonomy places the organism in Eukaryota, Metazoa, Arthropoda, Arachnida, Sarcoptiformes, Oppiidae. Gene Ontology annotation, molecular function: DNA binding; DNA-binding transcription factor activity, RNA polymerase II-specific. The record is from RefSeq and is a predicted model, not a curated record.